Telopea speciosissima is the source of this 435-nucleotide messenger RNA. RefSeq lists its product as uncharacterized. Bases 1 to 435 code for a protein of 144 amino acids. The record is from RefSeq and is a predicted model, not a curated record. The transcript has a single exon. NCBI's taxonomy places the organism in Eukaryota, Viridiplantae, Streptophyta, Magnoliopsida, Proteales, Proteaceae.
AUGGACGAUAUGAUAUUGGAUGAUUUGUUUGAUUCGGUCGAUGAUGACCAAACUCCUUGGAGUAAUCUAAACAUCAUCAUCUCUGAUUCUGAAACAGAAGUUAAAGAAUUAGAGGAACGUACGAAUAAGAGCAUCACGAGGUUAUCGAAGGAUCUUUUUCACUCAAGAAAAAUAGAAAAUCUGAAACGUAAAAUAGCCAAGAUUGAAGCUUAUUUGACUGGUAAGAAUAGCCGUUUGAAGAAAAGAGAGAAACCUAAGGAACGAUGUAUGGAGAAUAAUAAAGCACAAAACUCGAGGGAGGAAGUGAAACUCACGAAGAAAGAGCUUGAUGAUCAUAUUAGUUUAGGUUUUUGGCUUGGCUUCGCCAUUGGGGCAACUACUUUUGGACUCUUAUUUGGUUCGCUUUUUUCUGCUGCGUCGGAAAGUAAGAGUUGA